AUGGAUGUGUCUAGAAUUCAGGAGGACAAUAGGUUUCGAUCCGAAUCCCCAGAGCAAUAUCGUCUAGAUCCGCCAUACACUUAUAGCCGGUACAGGAGUUUGUCCAGCUCGCGUUUCAGUAGCCGAGUUAGCCACCGCUCCAGCGCUCGCGAUGAGGCACAAACCCUGGAUGAAUUUCUCCGCAAACAGCGUGUCAUUCGUUACAUGGAGGAGGAGCGUGAGCGCGCAGGACGCACUAAUGUUUUGCGUGACGAACACAAUGAGUGGAUUGAGUUUCGUGCUACUGAGCGUUUCGAACGACUCAAGUAUAUGAACGAGCAAGAAAUCGAGGAUUUACUUCAGCGCGAAGCGGAAGAGGCUUUGAAAGAAAAGACUGCAGCCGAAGUCGCAGCAAAGCGGGUUGCCGAAGAAACGAUCCUAAGACGUCGAGGUUUCGUUGAGGUUAGGAAAAGUGGAAGUGAGCCAGUGGUAGCCAGCGGAAAAAGCAAGACAUCAGCCAUAGGAGCUGAUCAGAAGGCAGAGCGUAACUCAGCACCGAAGCAAGUGCCGUCAGAUGAGAUUGAGGAUGCACGGCAGCUCUGCCUGGAGCUGCGACGUCGAGAAGAGGAACUCGUCGUGGAAUGCAACCGUCUGAAGGACAAGCUAAUUGAAUCGGAUAGGAUAGCGGCCUCCGCCGUAAGGGAUCGUGAAAAGGCGGAGAGGGAACUUGUUAGGGAACACCAAAAAUUAAGUAAGAGUGAAAGCGACAUGGACAGUCAGGCACAAUUGCAAAGACAGGUUGAGCUACUGAAAAAGCAGCUGGCUGAUCUGCAUGGUAAAUUCGCUUUGACGGAAGUAGAGCGGAAAAGGUUGCUGAGCCUUGUUGAGGAGGGCAAUCCCUCUAGGAGCGGACUUCAAGGGCAACUGAAUAAUUUGAAAGACAAGCUUAGGCAGAUGGAGACAGAAGCCGAGGAUUCCAAGAGGAAGUUGGCCGCACUGCAAGAAGAGCUUGUUGUCAAGAACGAGCAAAUCGAUCAGUAUAAGACGCGGUUAAAACUAGUUCAAAAACGAUCCGAUGAGGAUAUUAAAUACGCUUCUCCUAAAGUUGAUCGGCGCUCCGAAAAUGACCCUGAAAUACACAAAAAGGACAAGCAGGAAUUUAGGCGUCUACAGAAAUCCAUGGAAAAGAUGCGAGCCGAGCUGCAACGAGCUAACCAGGAGAAUGAUAACCUCCAGCGAGAAUUGAACGAAGCAAGGGAGCGCCCACCAAUUUCGACGGUAAAGGUGAUGUCGGACCAAACUGACGAAAAGAGUGUUACUGUUCUUAAUAAAAAAAUAAACAAUUUGCUGAAUGACACUAACAGGAAUGCGGCUACCAUUCAGUGCCUCAAAAAUGAGCUUCAAGCAGUCCAGGAAGAACUGCAGUACGAAACAGCAGCACGUGCUAAAUUUGAAGAACUUGCAGCUCAGGCGAUUGAUAGAAAUGGUGUUGUGCCCGAGGUAGAGCUGGUUAAGUUGAAACAACAGCUUAAAGAAAGUGAUGUAAAACUUCGCGAAGCCCGUGCGGAGGCUGAUGAGGUCCGACGUAGUGCUCAGGAAGAGAUUCAGGGGCUUAAAAGUUGGUGUGCACGAUUGAGGGAGCGUCAAGACAAGCAGAUGCGUGAUAUGGAACUCGCUUUACAAAACGUCUCCGCCGAUCCGAAACGGAACUCACACAGUGAGCAAAAACCACAGGUACCGGAACUUCGAAUGAGGACUGCUACAUUGAAUCAUCCUAGAGCAAAGCCUUGGAAGGGUGUGAGCGCAAGUCAUGUCCAAAACAAUGGGAUCCAAGAGCAAGGGAAAAGCCGACUAGAGGGUUCGGAAGUGUCUUUUGUGACCAUCUCAUCUCCAGGUCAUGAUAGUCGGAUAGACCAAAUGCAACUCGAUAUGGAGCGACUUAAGAAUGAAAAUGCGGAGCUCCAGCGCAAGCACAACGAACUGCUUGAGCAGUGCGAUAGUCUUAAGUUCAAACAAUUAACAAGGGAAGGGGGUGGCAAGUCUGAAAGUAAACGUGGCCUGUAUGUGGAAAGGGAGGUUCAAACAGAUUCAAGGUAUCUUGAAGAGCCUGUGCUAUCCACUCAGCCCAAUAUACUAAUAAUUGAUAAAGUGGCACAAAAGGUUGCUAGGGCUGACGCAUUGAAUGCAAACAACACAAAGCUGGAGGGCCGCAUCACUAUUUCAAAGCUAAUGACAGCGGAGGAGAGAGCGACUAAAGAGGUUAUCGAGGGAAAUGUGGAUGAGGUGAAAAUGCAGGUACCCAGUUUACCUUGUGCACCAGUAUUAAGUGCCGAGGAAGAAUCAAAAAAGGCGAUUACAUCAUCUGAGGUUACCGAAACGAAUCCAACUUUUAGUUCAAACGCCCAGCAAAAGAGGCAGCGGACGAAAGCUAAAUGUGGUUGCCACUGA
Phytomonas sp. EM1 is the source of this 2427-nucleotide messenger RNA. NCBI's taxonomy places the organism in Eukaryota, Euglenozoa, Kinetoplastea, Trypanosomatida, Trypanosomatidae. The record is from the annotation of a GenBank genome assembly.